AGUUUCACAACAAUGAAUUCUACACUGCAAUUACGGAUGAAGACUCGGAACGCAUAGAAGACAUGUCAAAAAAGUAUGGCAGCAACUUCCUCAUCAAGAUACAAGACGGUGCACCCGGAGAAGUUUUGUGGAAGGUAAAUGUAUCAAUGCAACUAUUUUAAAAAUUACUUCUGAGAACUGGAAGAUGUUAAAUAUAAGUUUAAUUAUAAUUCAUAAAGUAUUUCUGAUUCUGAUUACAUACAAAUUGCCACAUGGACAGAACCAUAGCAUCUUUUAUAUUAAAUACUGACAGCGAUAACCACAAGGAGGUCAGGGAUCAUUCACAAAUGUCACGUUUAUGCUAUAAUUAAAUUUAUGAAGAUAAAAAAGACGUUUAAAUGAAGUACUUCUUGGGGUGUUGAAAAACUGAAAAAUAUUUGUGUUUUACAGUGCUCGAGUUUGUCUUGUCUUGUCUUGUCAUGCCUUAGGAUCUUGCUAUCCUCCCCCUUCACCUGGCUGCCUCUUACAGAAGAGUAAAGAGCAUGCAGAGCCUGCUGUCAGCAGGGGCAGACCCUGAAAUGAGGGACCGGCUCGGUCAGACCACUCUGCACUUGGUGAUAACUGGUUGGCCGAGCAGCCUGGCUGCUUGGCCAAAACCAAGUAGCAAGGUCCAGACUGCUGUGAGCGGCGUGUGCAGGCAGGCAGAGGCCUGUCUGCGGCUCCUCUGUGAGCACGGCGUUAACGUCAAUGCAGAGGUGGAGGGAGAGAGUCACCAGACAGCUCUCCACCUAUCGGUACGCUACGCAGCUCUGUCUGCCAUCCAUAUUCUGGCCAGCUAUGGUGCUGAUGUUAAUGCUGUGGACAGCAGUGGGAUGACGCCCCUGCAUAUGGCCGCUGGGAUCCUCCGUAAGGACAUUAUAGCCAGUUUGAUCAAGGAGGGAGCAGAUGUCAACAUGGAGGUGAAGCAGUCUGGGAACACUCCUCUUCACCUCGCUGCUGUGGCGAUGACUAUGAAGACCACUAAAACCCUGGAGGACAACACAUGCUGCAUUUCUGAGCUGCUCGAGCAGGGGGCGACGGCCAAUGCAGUGAACAAAGCUGGACUGACACCUUUACAGGAAGCGUGCAGCAUGGGCAACAAGGAGCUGGUGGACGUACUGCUCAGGUAUGGAGCCGACAUAAAUAAGCUGAACAAAGCAGGAGAGAACGGUCUGUUCCUGUUCCUGAACCACAGGCCUAAUGUAAGCAACAGAUCUCUGCUGGUGAAACUCAUCAGUCUGACCUCUCCGCUCACUGUGUACAACCACAAAGGCCACCUGCCUUCAACCUUGAUGCUUCCAUGUUUCUUCAAACAGAGAGACCAGCUACUAAAACUCAUUCAGCAGCCAAGGAGGCUUCAGGAUAUUUGCAAGCGUGAAAUUUAUCUAAAACAUGUCCAAGACAAGGGAAAACAGCUGAUAAAAAUCUUUCCUGAGAGGCUAUAUGACUUUGUAUUCAACUACUGGGAGAAUUUACAAAUUUCCUUUGAGACAGAUGAACAGGACUCUUUUAACGUAUAUGAUAUUGCUCCUAUUUAACACCUGUGUGUCACUGCAAACUGCAUGUGACCCUCAUCUGAUCAAAUAAAAUCUAUCGAAGCAGCUUACCUUCAGGUCUCU
This is a messenger RNA of Morone saxatilis (striped sea-bass), 1637 nucleotides long. Its product is annotated as ankyrin repeat domain-containing protein 61-like. Bases 522 to 1556 code for a protein of 344 amino acids. The record is from RefSeq and is a predicted model, not a curated record. Lineage: Eukaryota; Metazoa; Chordata; Actinopteri; Moronidae. Gene Ontology annotation, molecular function: protein binding. The transcript is spliced from 4 exons.